Penicillium chermesinum is the source of this 2322-nucleotide messenger RNA. Its product is annotated as C2 domain-containing protein. Bases 1 to 2322 code for a protein of 773 amino acids. Lineage: Eukaryota; Fungi; Ascomycota; Eurotiomycetes; Eurotiales; Aspergillaceae. The record is from RefSeq and is a predicted model, not a curated record. The transcript has 2 exons.
AUGGACGCGGACAACUCAAAUGGGAAUUUCAAGCGGAGUUCAAUGCAACAGGCAUUGCCUCAACGCCCACCCAUGGAGCGCAACCCGAGCAAGAAGUCUUCCAGGGACCGCCACGCCGCGAUGUACCCAGAUACGUUUCGAGACACCGGUAUUCGAACGGUGACCCCAGAGUCGCAUUCUCCUAUAUCCGAUACCGAUUAUCUUAAUUACCAUAGUGCGCCAUCCCCUCGGACUACCAUGCGAUCCCGAACUGUCGAGCGACGCGAGGAAGAUACACAAGAUAUGAACCCGAGGCGCACCCGAUCUCGAACAGCGACAAUGGAUGAGAACCGGAAAGAGCCCAAACCCCAGAAGAGUCGGACUCGGAUCAAUUCACUUCAUGCGUCAAGUUCUACAAAGCUCAAGGCCGUGGAGGCUGAUGAGAACGAUUCAAACUCGAUAGGGUUCCCUUCCAUUCAACCGCCCAACUAUAUCGGCCAAGCCAUCUCCAGGAACGGCCGAGCUAGCACAGUCGCCCACAGCCAAGAAGCAUUUGCGUCUCCCAUCUCAAACACCGACGCGGCGAAAAUUUUGCAAUUGAUGAAAACUACAUGUGGACGGAUGCAUGGAAUUCUGUCAUUCAAAGAUGCAUCUAACUCUACCUGGUCUUCGAAUUCGUGGAUAUCUGGAUACUGCGCUAUCAAUGUUGCUACUGGAAGUUUGAUAUACCAAGCAAAGGGGGAACCUGCCUUGGCAAAGACGUUGAUUCCCGAUCUUCGUGGCUGUCGUGUCCGAUCGCUGUUCGACCCGGAGCUACAAACUACCUACCUCAGUGUCCACACAUCUACAUCCGGUCUUGGAAUCCAAUUACGCCCUCACGUGAACGAAACGUUCGAUUCUUGGCUUGCAGCUCUACUCUGUUGGCAGCCAAUCCGCCCUAAAGGCGUCCAGAACAAGAUGACCAAGCCUCAGUCUGUCCUCAUUGGCGAUAAGAGGAUACCCGAGCCGCGGCGGAAUUCGGAGACUGCUUCGCAAAAUGAAGCAGCAGGGAGCGCUGCGGCGAUCAUCAAAGUAGGCAAAAUGCUUCUGUGGGACAAACCAUCCGCCGCCGGUGUCCGACCUACUUCAGCUCGCCGGGUUUCUACAUAUCGGCAAUCCAGAGCUCUUUCCUCCAACUGGCAGCACGUUAGCUGUACCUUACAGGAGAAUGGGUGGUUUAAACUUUACACAGAGAAUGAACCUUCUCUGGUCGCAUUCAUUCAACUUUCCCAGUUAUCCCGCUGUGCCGUUCAACAACUCGACUCCUCGGUUCUUGACGACGAAUUCUGCAUCGCGAUCUAUCCGCAGUAUACAGCUCAUCCUGUUCCUGACGCAGUGAUGCGUCCAAUCUACCUCGCUCUAGAAACUCGUAUCCUCUUCGAGGCUUGGUUCGUUCUUCUACGCGCGUUCACUAUCCCCGAGCUUUACGGACCCAAGGCAUCUGGAAACGGGGCCGAAGAAGAUGAUCCCAACAAAACACCCGAAGCGGGAGCGUCUUCUUCAUCGGCGUCUUCGAGUGGCAUGUUUCGUUUUGAGAGGAUCCUUCACUUGAGAAUAACGGAAGCAAAACUCUUCCGUACAAAAGAUGAGGAGACACCACGAAGCCGUAAGACGUCUCGGUCUCAUGCAAAUCCCGCUCCCUCUCCGCCCAAAGCCAGCGAUUACUACACGGAAGUUCUCUUGGACGGGGAAAUUCGUGCUAAGACGGCUGUGAAAUACCGUACUACCAAUCCCUUCUGGCGGGAAGAAUUCACUUUCAAUGAUCUGCCGCCGGUCCUCUCGCAAGCCUCCAUUUUGAUCAAAAACCUCAACCCAGCCCAAAGAGAUUGGACGCUCAUCGCGCAUGGAAAUUACUCUGGUCAGGGGGUUAAUGCUGUAAACAUGUUAGACGAAAUCGAAGUGUCCACCAAUGACUCUAUUAUCGGGAGAGUGGAUUUGCGCUUGGAUGAGUUGGACCCUGGCGUGGGACUGGAAAAGUGGUGGCCCAUCCUGGAUGAUCAUGACCAGCCGAUAGGAGAAAUGUUCAUGAAGGCUCACUUGGAAGAAACAGUAGUCCUCAUGUCUGAACAAUAUGAGCCUCUGAAGCAACUCCUGCACAAUUUCACUAACGGCUUGACUGUCAACAUGGCCCAAGUCAUGUCUUCUGAGUUGACCCAAUUGUCUGAGAUGCUGCUUAACAUCUUCCAGGUUUCUGGCUCUACCGUGGACUGGAUUUCAGCUCUCGUCGAGGAUGAGAUUGACGGGGUCCACAGGAGAGACUACUGCCAACCACCUACGCUAUACGACGAGGAUUCAACGCAAUGA